CGUCGCAAAAGCGCGACUACACAAGGGGCAGGCAGCGCUGGAAAAGUAAUUUUAGGACUACUCAAAUAUUCUUAUUUUAUGGCCCCUUUAUCGUUCAUGAUGAAUUCUAUUCAGGGGCACCUUUCCCAAGAAGGAAAACUACCGGAACGCAAAAGUGCAGACAAAGAGGAGGCUCAAACCAACGAUAAAGCGACUGUCAAAGGAUGUAAAAGCAAGGCUUUGUGUCUUCCAUUCAGCGUGGAAUCUUUAAUAUCAGACAGAACGACCACAAGGACUUUAUACGUGUCAUCUGAAUCGGGUAUUAUAUCUCCGACAUCCGGUGCAGAUGAGCGGCUGAGGCUCUCACCAAUGGCUCUUUACGCAGAUCGAAAGAUCCCAAUAGACAGCGUCUCAAACCUAUCCGACUGCAAGAGAGGAGAUAUGGAGGAACUUAGUGACAAGGGACAGACCGGCUGGUUUCAGACGUCCUCGUACACCUCUCCGCCAAGGCACUCAAGUCCACCCCCGUGCACCCUCAGAAAGCAUAAAAACAACCGAAAACCUCGGACCCCGUUCACCACCUCGCAGCUACUUGCUUUGGAGAGAAAAUUUCGUCAGAAACAGUAUCUCUCCAUUGCGGAGAGAGCGGAAUUUUCCAAUUCACUCAAUCUCACUGAGACUCAGGUUAAAAUUUGGUUUCAAAACAGACGGGCGAAGGCAAAAAGACUCCAAGAGGCCGAGUUAGAGAAACUGAAACUUGCAACCAAGCCAUUAUUACCUGCGUUCGCCUUUCCGUUCCCACUAGGAACACAUGUUGGUUCUCCAUCCCUCUACGGACACUCCAGUUCCUUCCCUAGACCUGCGUUACCAGUCCCAGGACUUUUCGGUGGGCCAGUAACCUACGGAAUGUAUUACUUGUCUUAACCGACUGAAGCACGUCCUUUCUAUAAUUCACCGUCAAUAACUGCUGUGUUUUUGCCAGUCAAAAGACGAGUGAAAAGAGCAAAUGUGUUCUCUUUAAAGAACUUAAGCAAUUAUCCAAAUUUAAAAGAAAUGACUCUUGCUAUAAGUUUACUCCAAAAGUGAGGGUCCCAAAAUUGGAAUGGGGGGCUUUGAGUGUGCAAUGUAUUUCCGCCCUUAAUACAAACUUUAUCUUGUAUAAUAUAGAAUUAAGCAGACAUACAAUUAUGUAGCUAAAUGUAUUUUUACCUAUAAAAGAAAAUAAUUUCCAAGAGAUUAUUUCAACUGGGGCACACAUCAGCAGAGGGACUCACAUGUUGAUAUGUGAUGUGAAAACACUCCUGCAUAUUUUACACUUGAUAAAAAAUAAUUUCAGUUUUACUACGUCUUAUGAAAUUGCAUUUCAUAAGAAUAAAUAAUUCGGGCCUAAAUGGAUGUCAAUGUGAGCAAUAUUCUACAUGUCGUAUCUUCACGAAAACCAAAAUAUUAUAGAGAUUGUACCCCGCAAUAAGUUUCGAAAUGCACGCUGCCAACAGGUCGGCCAAACCUCACAUUUUUCACUCUUUCUUUUUUGUCAAUAAUUUGACAGACUACCUAAUGUUUACCCAAUUAAACCCAGAUUUUAAUAGCCUUGCUUGUUAUUCCAUUGAAAUGUACAAUGAAGAAAAGCAUCGCCCGUUAUCGUGUAACUUCACUGAACUUGUCCUCACAAACAAUCGUUGUUACUUUUUUUUACGUGCUGUUGGAUUCAAAGAGGAUUUUGACCUGUUUUUUGGUUUUUCGUCUGAUUAGCCAUUAUCCCUUAGUAGGCUACAUGUAUGUUAGUUUGCUAGGUUGUAAGAUUAAUCACUAGAUUUUUAUUACUGUAAAUACACGUAUAUAUUACAGAUUUUUGCAUUCCCCUUUUGUUCCAAAUAGGAUUACUGAUAUUUAUACACUGUUUACAUUUAUCUUGUGUAAAUUACUGUAUAUUUCAUGUGUAUAUACAAAUUAGAAAAAUAAUCUUUUGCAUUAAAAACAAUAAAUCUCACAGAGACAGAU
This is a messenger RNA of Xyrauchen texanus (razorback sucker), 1980 nucleotides long. RefSeq names its product homeobox protein MSH-C. Gene Ontology annotation, molecular function: RNA polymerase II transcription regulatory region sequence-specific DNA binding; DNA-binding transcription factor activity, RNA polymerase II-specific. The record is from RefSeq and is a predicted model, not a curated record. Lineage: Eukaryota; Metazoa; Chordata; Actinopteri; Cypriniformes; Catostomidae. Bases 79 to 903 code for a protein of 274 amino acids. Gene Ontology annotation, cellular component: nucleus. Gene Ontology annotation, biological process: embryonic morphogenesis; regulation of transcription by RNA polymerase II. The transcript is spliced from 2 exons.